Messenger RNA from Rattus rattus (black rat), 1986 nucleotides. It is a transcript of the gene Hmgn5, whose product is annotated as high mobility group nucleosome binding domain 5. Gene Ontology annotation, cellular component: nucleus; chromatin. Gene Ontology annotation, biological process: chromatin organization. Gene Ontology annotation, molecular function: nucleosomal DNA binding. Lineage: Eukaryota; Metazoa; Chordata; Mammalia; Rodentia; Muridae. The record is from RefSeq and is a predicted model, not a curated record.
UUCGGGUAACCAUUCACGUAGUUUGGUUGCGUCUUGGCGUGUUUAAUGUUGCCAAUAACGAGAGAUUUUUUUUUAGGGGGAGGGGGGACGCGAGUACAUAUCGUGCUGCAAUUAGUUCAUUGAAAACUCAGUCGCUCGCGGAGCAGUCAGGCAGAGACUCCUCUCGGCUUUUUUCCCUCCUGCCUAAGGAUCUCCUACGGAGAGCUGCAACAAUGCCCAAAAGAAAGGCUGCAGGUUAUGCGAGCCAGGAGCCAAAGAGAAGAUCGGCUCGACUGUCUGCUAUGCCUGUGCCCUUUACACCGGAGUUGAAACCUAAAAGAGCAUCAACUUCAAGGAAAACGAAGACCAGAAAUGUCGUGGAAGAAAACAAAGAUGCAGGUGCCACAACAGUUCCUGAAACCAAGCCAGAAGUUGUUAAAGAAGAAUGCAACAUGGAAAAUGCUGAAAAUGGAGAAGCCAAAAUUACUGAGGCACCCAUUUCUAAAUGAACUGAGGAAGCUAAAAGAAUGAUAAAUGAAGACACUGGAAGGAGAUGGAGGAGCAGAGCAGUUAUGGUAACAGAAGUUGCAAAAAUGAUGAGCUAGAAGCAACAUUCAAGAUGUGGAGAAGAUGAAGAUGGAAAAGAGCACGAAGAUGCAGGUGAGGGAGGAGAAGAUGGGAAGGAAGAAGGCCCAAAGAGAAAACCAGAUGUAGCUGAAAUCUAAGAUGCAAAGGAGGCCAAAGAUGAUGAAGAGAAGGGAGACAAUGAAAACUAAGAUGACAAAGGAGGAGAGGAAGAAGGAAGAAGAGAAAGAUGAUUAGGGGAAGUUGAAACAGAGGAAGAAGUAAAAGAACAACAGAAAGAGGAAACUGAGGGGGAUGAUGGGAAAUGCAAAGUAGAGGAAAACAAGGAAGGUGGAAAGGAAGGUCAGCAUGAGGAAGAAGGAAAGGAAGAUCUGCAUGAGGAAGAAGGAAAGGAAGAUCUGCAUGAGGAAGAAGGAAAGGAAGAUCUGCAUGAGGAAGACGGAAAGGAAGAUCUGAAUGAGGAAGACGGAAAGGAAGGUCAGCAUGAAGAAGACGGAAAGGAAGGUCAGCAUGAAGAAGACGGAAAGGAAGAUCUGCAUGAGGAAGACGGAAAGGAAGAUCUGCAUGAGGAAGACGGAAAGGAAGAUCUGCAUGAGGAAGAAGGAAAGGAAGAUCUGCAUGAGGAAGAAGGAAAGGAAGAUCUGCAUGAGGAAGAAGGAAAGGAAGAUCUGCAUGAGGAAGAUGGAAAAAAGAAGGCUGACGGAAACGAGGAUAAAAAGGAAGAAGAAGAGCAAGAGGUUGCUGCAGGUGAAGGGAAUGAUGAAAACAAGGUGGAGGUGGAAGAAGAAGCUGAAAACAAAGACUUCAAACAAGAUGGAGAGAAAGAGGAGCCUCUGAGCAUUGUCUAAAACUGCCCUCUGUGAGAUCAUAAUUUGGUAACACGUACCUUCCUGUUGUAAUGUUAAUAGAGAUAAAUAUUUUUAUCAGAUAUUUUAUAAACAGUGCUUUUCUUUAGCAUCAUUCAAUCUCAGAUCAUCAUCAUACCAGUUAUUAGUUGCAAAACACCUAACAUGACACCUUUAUACAUUUUGUGAUUAUAGUAGUGCAAAAUAGGAAAUGUAUACUUGCAACUUUGUGAAUUUCAUUGUGUGUAAGUUAUGUAUUAAAUUUUUGAGUUUCAAUUUUAUUCUUAUACGUGGCAAUUUUGCAGAGUAAGAGAAUUCCAAAAGAAAGAGUUUGGCACAACUUUGCUGUAGUUCUCUAGGUUGCUUUUAUAAAGAAGGUCAACUAUUUUCAGGUAAUGCCAAGAGUUAGGAUUGCCAUUACCAAAUAUAACUGUAUUAGUAGCUUGGAAAGAAUAUAAAAUUUUAAUUUCAUUUUUGAAGAAAUUUGAAUGUUUAUUUCAGGAGGGCAGUUUUGACUAUAUGUGUAUGCACAAAGUUUUGCUGGAUUUAUCAUAAUAAAAGAGCUCCACAAAGAUAA